This is a messenger RNA of Scomber japonicus (chub mackerel), 2565 nucleotides long. It is a transcript of the gene kcmf1, whose product is annotated as potassium channel modulatory factor 1. The record is from RefSeq and is a predicted model, not a curated record. Gene Ontology annotation, biological process: synaptic signaling. The transcript has 7 exons. Gene Ontology annotation, cellular component: plasma membrane. The coding region runs from base 151 to 1323 and encodes 390 amino acids. Lineage: Eukaryota; Metazoa; Chordata; Actinopteri; Scombriformes; Scombridae. Gene Ontology annotation, molecular function: zinc ion binding.
GCAGAACAAACUGUAAGCUGCUGGCGGAUCCAUCUUGCUCGAAAAAAGAGGCGAGGGUGAAGGCUUCUUUCAGUUUAGUAGCUCAAAAAACUGUAUCGUCCCCCGUUCAGCGCGCUGGGGAGCCCGCGGAGGGGCUGUGUCGCUGUUUGUAUGAUGUCCCGACAUGAGGGUGUGAGCUGUGACGCGUGUUUAAAAGGGAACUUUAGAGGAAGACGGUUCAAGUGUUUAAUUUGCUACGACUACGACCUGUGCGCAUCGUGCUACGAGAGCGGAGCCACGACAACGAGACACACCACAGAGCACCCCAUGCAGUGUAUAUUAACCAGGGUAGACUAUGACUUGUAUUAUGGAGGAGACACUUUUUCAGUAGAGCAACCCCAGUCAUUCACAUGUCCUUAUUGUGGGAAGAUGGGCUACACAGAGACGUCCCUACAGGAGCAUGUCACUUCGGAGCAUGCAGAGACUUCCACAGAGGUGAUCUGUCCAAUAUGUGCUGCCUUGCCAGGCGGCGACCCCAACCACGUCACAGAUGACUUUACAGCUCACCUCACACUCGAACACAGAGCGCCAAGAGAUUUAGAUGAGUCCAGCAGUGUUCGGCAUGUACGCAGGAUGUUCCACCCUGGACGGGGACUGGGCGGCCCUAGAGCACGGCGGACAAAUAUGCACUUUACUAGCGGCUCUACAGGGGGACUCUCAUCCUCCUCAUCACAAAGCUCCACUUACACCCCCAGUAACAGAGAAGCAAUGGACCCCAUUGCAGAGUUGUUGUCUCAGCUGUCAGGUGUACGGCGUGCAGCAGGGGGGCAAAUAAACUCAUCAGGGCCUUCAGCCUCCCAGCUCCAGCAGCUCCAGAUGCAACUGCAGUUGGAGCGGCAGCAGGCUCAAGCAGCACGACAGCAAGUGGAGACGGGCCGCCACGCCACACGACGCAGCAACAACCCAGGCAACACUGGCAACACCAUCCCUCCACCCAGCACAGCCACUGCCAACUCUGCCACCGUGGGUGAAAGCAAUCCCUCGUCCUCGUCCCACAGCUCCCAGUUCCUAUUAGCACGGUUGAAUGAACCUAAGAUGUCCGAAGCAGAGCGGCAGUUUCUAGAAGGAGAGCGCGCAGACCGCAGCCUGUUUGUCCAGGAGCUGCUCCUGUCUACGCUGAUGCAUGAAGAGAGUUCUUCCUCCGACGAGGACGAACGCCGAGACUUCGCCGACUUCGGAGCCAUGGGCUGUGUGGAUAUCAUGCCUUUAGAUGUGGCGCUGGAGAACCUCCAGCUCAGAGAGCGCAGCUCUACGGGGAAGGAGCCUCCGCCGCCUCCUCUUUGAUGUCCGAGCAUCAAGCAGACUGUGUCCUCUGUGUUGCAACUGUCAGUGAUGGGCAGCGAACAGCAGCAGUCCUCCCGGCCUCACCCUCCUCUCUUCCUCCCUCCUCUAUUUUCUGAGUUUGUUUUUGGUGAUUGUAAUUUCAGGCCUGUCACCAUUUUUGUUACAUUGUAAACAAAAAUAAAUGAGAGCAAGUGCGAUAAAUGUGCGAGUGCGCAAUAGCAACUGAGUGAGCGAGCGAGAGAAGAGAAAUAUAUAAAUAUAUAUAAAAUAUAUAUGAAGUUGAUAAUCAAUCCACAUAACUUUUUUUUUUCUUUAUCAGGUUAAUGUUACAGGCAGUUGUGGCAGACCCUUGCUUCCUGUGACAUGCAAACGGCUCUCCGUAUAAAUAAUCCACAUUCAAAAGUCAAGAGGGCAUAGGCGCCUCUGAUGAAGCUGCUGUGUGUGUUUAUGACUAUUAAUAAAUAAAAAGUGCUUGGAUGGGUUACCAUAACUACUGCAUGCAGUUAUUUGCAGCGUGCAUGACUUUUAAUGACCUUGUCAUUAAAAACUUUUUUUUUUUUUUUAAUAUCCCAAAGCUUUCAACUGUUUUUAAAUGGUUAUUUCGAGUAUUGAAAAAUGGAGUAGUUUACAAAACUGACAUGCUGAAAUUUAACGUCUAACAAUAUAUUUUGUUAGGUUCUCUUUUUGAACAAGUACAAACAAUGAAGAGGAAAUAGUUGGGUUCUGCGGUAGCUUCUGAAGAAGUGCUGCAUCUUGUCUCUCAGCUCCAGAUUGUCCAGAUCUGACUGUUUGAAUAUGUCGAUCACUAACGGGCAGCAGAGCUACGACUACUAGGAGCUGAAGAAAAGAGAGCUUGCCUCUGAAUAUUUCCUAGAUGUUUCUGUUCAGUGAUAAGCUGUGUAGACACCAUAUAGUUCAUAAUUUAUAGAUAAGUGCAGACGCCCAACUCUGUCCAUCGCUCGUUCACACUAUUUUCUGACGUUCACUCUUCUUAUGUACAGGCCAGUGUCAGACCACAUGCUUUAGAUGGCUUGUAUGAAUCAUUUCUUUGCUGGGUAACAGGAGCUUGAGACUUUCCACACUGCAGUUUUGUUUUAUUUUGUUUUUUUUCUGCUAAGGAUAGCACUUUCUAUUUAUUCAUGUUUGUUUUCUGAUUCUUUUUGAGCCUUGAUAAUGAAUCAUGCCACCUUCAUGCCUAUACUUUUACCCUCCUGUGUAAAAUACAAUAAGAUGUAUUUUGAA